Messenger RNA from Synchiropus splendidus (mandarinfish), 1136 nucleotides. It is a transcript of the gene mtg1, whose product is annotated as mitochondrial ribosome-associated GTPase 1. Lineage: Eukaryota; Metazoa; Chordata; Actinopteri; Syngnathiformes; Callionymidae. Bases 103 to 1059 code for a protein of 318 amino acids. The transcript is spliced from 11 exons. Gene Ontology annotation, molecular function: GTP binding; GTPase activity. Gene Ontology annotation, cellular component: mitochondrion. The record is from RefSeq and is a predicted model, not a curated record.
GAAUGCACACAACAUACUUUUUGGUCGUCUCUGACUCCUAGCUUAACAUUUUCGCAUGCAUUUAUUGAAGGGUAAUUAUUUGAAAAAUAAUAAAUCGCAGCGAUGAGACUGUUUCGGUCGCUGCUCAGUUCAAACUUCAGGCCGUUCUUUGACUUCGGCGAACGGGAUGUUGCUCACUGGUUCCCCGGACACAUGGCUAAAGGAUUAAAGCAAAUGCGUGCCAGUUUGAAAAGUGUGGACUGUGUCAUAGAAAUACAUGACGCCAGAAUUCCUUUCUCUGGAAGAAACCCUGUGUUCCAGGAAACUCUAAAUGUCAAACCGCACAUUCUCAUUUUGAACAAGAUGGACCUCGCAGAUCUGUCAGGGAAGCAGAAAAUCCUGAAGAAUCUUCAGAGAAAUGGAGUGAAGAAUGUGAUUUUUACAGACUGUCUGAAGCAAAGAGAUGAAAAUGUCACAAAGGUGGUGCCGAUGGUGUUGCAAGUUAUUGAGAACAGCAUGCGAUUCAACAGAUCAGAGACGUUUGACUACUGCCUGAUGGUCAUCGGAGUGCCCAACGUGGGGAAAUCCUCUUUCAUCAACUCAUUACGAAGAACAAACCUGAAAAGAGGUCGAGCCUCUCGUGUGGGAGCUGAGCCUGGUAUCACCAGAGCUGUGCUGACUAAAAUCCAGGUCUGUGAACGACCGAUCAUCCACCUGCUGGACACUCCCGGGGUCUUGCCCCCGAAUAUUGAGAGCGUGGAGACUGGCAUGAAGUUGGCAUUGUGUGGGACGAUAUUGGACCAUCUAGUGGGCGAGGACAUUAUUGCAGACUAUUUGCUCUUCUCACUGAACCGGCUGGAACAGUUUGGUUAUGUAGAGAAGUACAACCUGGAGGAGCCUAGUGACAACAUCCAGCAUGUCCUCAAACGCAUCGCAGUGAAACUCAAGAAGACCCAACGGGUUAAAGCCAUCACCGGAGUGGGCGACAUCACCAUCACUGUUCCAAACUACACAGCCGCAGCGUACGACUUCAUUCGUGCCUUCAGGAGAGGAGAGCUGGGACAAGUCAUGCUGGACUGAAGACUCAGAAUCGCAAUGUAGGCGUUGAUCUGCUCCUCAUGUUACAAAUGACUUUUUAUUCAAAUGAAAUAUGUAAA